Molecule: messenger RNA, 903 nt
Organism: Jaculus jaculus (lesser Egyptian jerboa)
Lineage: Eukaryota; Metazoa; Chordata; Mammalia; Rodentia; Dipodidae
Exons: 2
Coding region: 1-903 (300 amino acids)
Biological process (GO): DNA integration
Molecular function (GO): RNA stem-loop binding
Source: RefSeq, a predicted model, not a curated record
AUGGGACACAUUGGUGCCCAUGCCUUGAAACAGUGGUUUGAUCAAAGGAAUUUGAAGGUUACAUGGCAUAAUAUAAACCAAGCCUUAAAAAUGUGUGUUAAUUGUCCUAAUAGCAAGUUAAGGUUCAAUAAGAAUUAUCAUGGAAAAAUUGGUUAUAAAAUGGGAUUUAAUACUCUGGUACAGAUUGAUUUUAUUGGACCAUUGCCAAGAUUUAGAAAUAAAUAUGCAUGCACUAUGGUUGAUGUUACCACAGGAUUAGCUAUGACAAGACCAGGUAGCCAUCCAGACCAGCAAGCAUGCAUCAUGACCUUGUUAAUGUGGUGUGCCCAAUAUGGACCACCACAAGUCAUUCAAUCAGACCAGGGAUCACACUUUACAGGAACACUUACACAAAGAAUAGCAAAGAAUUUAGGAAUAAUGUGGGACUUUCAUAAAGCAUACAAUCCAACAAGUGCUGGAGCCAUAGAACAUUUUAAUGGAUUGCUAAAAACACAAUUAACACACAGAAUAGGCGAACCAUUAGAAAAAGCACUACUAUAUUCUACAUUAGAAUUAAAUCAGAGACCUAGAUUAAACAGAGAUAGCCCCUUACAAGAAGCCCUAAAAUUACAACCAUUUUUGGAAUAUACAGUGGAGGGAAACAGAGAUUUAAUAAGACCUCAUCUCUGCCUCCACAGAAAUCAGAAAAAUAAUCUGAUCACAAAGGCCGAGAUUGUGGCCCAAGGAACAGGAAAUAAUAUGUGGAUCACGCAAGUGCUCAUCUGGAUCGCACUACCCAUAUUGGACCUGGUAUGGAAUUUUUGUUUCCUUAUUUGGAAUCACACCAUGGUAGAAAAUCGCACCAUGGCACACCCAGGCACAAAGGCCAUGAAUUACACAUUAUGUUGGUUUUAUUUCUUAUGA